Molecule: messenger RNA, 1590 nt
Organism: Pyricularia grisea
Lineage: Eukaryota; Fungi; Ascomycota; Sordariomycetes; Magnaporthales; Pyriculariaceae
Exons: 2
Coding region: 515-1519 (334 amino acids)
Biological process (GO): mitochondrial L-ornithine transmembrane transport
Molecular function (GO): L-ornithine transmembrane transporter activity
Source: RefSeq, a predicted model, not a curated record
AGCAAUAUAAAACCACCAGUCGAGUCGGUUGCGAACCACAGUCAUCAAUUGGCUCUGGCUUUCGCCUGAUUUUAGGUUUCUUGUGCUCCUAGAUUGUCGAGCCGAAGUCUGUGCCGGGUUCAUUCUGACUCUUAGCUUCUCCCACUUUGCGGUUUUUUUUCUCCGAGGGAUUGUCUAUUUUUUUUUUUUUUCACACUCCCGACCGACCGACCGACCCAGACACAACAUCUUUGCAUACAUAGUACUCAACCCCUCCUCUGCCCCAGCUCACAGCAAUCUUGCCAUGAUCUCGUCGCUCCUACCGUCGCAAAUCCUCGAGCCCUUCUGUGAGGGUCGCUAGUAUCCCUAUACAGGGACCGUCUAGUCCCCCAGGCCACCUGUUCCGACCCUCUUCAGCAGCGCGGCUGCCUGGAUUACGUCCGAUACAAGCUUUAGAAAAGUUCCGACGGACUAUCCGCCGGUGGCCUGGUGGCUUAGUCUAGCAUCAUACUACAAAACAAUAUAUACUGGCGCAAUGUCCUCCCCGUCAAUGGCCCAGGAAGUCCGCACAUCAGCGCCACCCCCUCUACCGGCGCUCAGGGUGGCCCACCGUCCUGCUGCUACAGAAGCAGCGGAGGACGUACUUUACGGAUCGAUUGCAGGCAUCGUUGGAAAGUACAUAGAAUACCCCUUCGAUACAGUAAAGGUCCGAUUACAGUCCCAGCCAGAUGGCGUGCCGCUUAGGUACAAUGGUCCGCUAGACUGCUUCCGACAGUCCAUCCGCGCCGAUGGGUUUCUUGGACUGUACCGCGGCAUCACGGCGCCUUUGGUUGGGGCAGCAGUGGAGACAAGCAGUCUGUUCUUCUUUGAAAGACUAGCACGUGAGCUUGUCUUCAUGUCCGGAUAUUGUCAACGCGGCGAACUGCUGCCCUUGCCUGCUCUAUGGGCAACCGGAGCCAUGUCUGGUGCCUUCACCUCUUUCCUGCUCACCCCUAUCGAGCUAGUCAAGUGCAAAAUACAAGUCCCUGAUGUAGGGGCCCAAAACGCGCCUCUCAAGCCCCUCGCCGUGAUACGGGAUGUGUUCCGCCACCAGGGGCUCGCCGGAUUUUGGCGUGGACAGACGGGCACUCUAAUUCGAGAGGCGGGAGGCUCGGCUGCCUGGUUCGGUAGCAAGGAGACAACGAGCAAGUUGAUGCGCGACCACAACAUGCGCAAAGCUGCGAGUGAUGCCGAACGGGAAGCUCUCCGCACUGGGCCGCUGCCCCUGUGGCAGCAGGCUUUGGCUGGCGCUUCGGCGGGCAUGUCAUACAAUUUCUUGUUCUUCCCGGCGGACACGAUUAAAUCACGGAUGCAGACCGCCCCAUUUGGCCAGUCGACGGUUAACCACACUUUUUGGAAGGAGACAGUGUCACUUUGGAACCAGGCCGGCCUGAAAGGCUUCUACAGAGGCUGCGGCAUUACCGUUGCCCGCUCUGCGCCCAGCUCGGCGUUUAUUUUUAUGGUAUAUGACGGCAUGAAGACAUACAUACCGCUUGCUUGAGUUCUGCAAGUACAGCUUCCAGAUCACUGUUUUGUACAGCCACAUUUCAGGGUAGGGGGUAGCCAGAUGGG